UGGGGGAGAGCACACACUACAGACGGGAUGGGGCGCAAGAGUUGAGUUGCCAAUCGCCAAGUGAACCGCGUUCCUGGUUAUUCCAGAGGGCAGGUGUUGGGAUGUCUGUGGCCAAUUGCAACCGUGGAUUUAAUCAAGUCAUCAGCUGAACAACUCGGCAGAGAAGUUUGCGCACUCCCCAGUGUGUGUCAGACACGACAGUGUGGAGAACCUUGAUUUGGGAGAACAGAACAGGACAAGAGCCGAUACUGCUUCGCGUUUAGCGAAACUCGCACAUUACAGCCGAUUGGGGGCUUUAUUUUUAUUACUGAGAACCUGCCAUGGAGGGAUGGACUGUUGUUUUCAGUGUUUGGGCUCCAGCGUUUCUGUGUUUAUUCCUUCUCAACACCAGUUUUCCUCCAAGCUUUGGAAUGUCUGAUGAAGCCAAGGACAACAUCACAAUCUUCACUCGAAUCCUUGACAGUCUUCUAGAUGGAUAUGACAACCGGCUGAGACCAGGGUUGGGAGAGCGUAUUACACAAGUCAAGACUGACAUCUAUGUAACAAGUUUUGGACCUGUCUCAGAUACUGAUAUGGAAUACACAAUAGACGUGUUUUUUCGCCAGAGCUGGGAAGACGAGAGGUUGAAAUUCAAAGGUCCGAUGACCAUUCUCCGUUUAAAUAACUUGAUGGCCAGCAGAAUCUGGACUCCGGACACGUUUUUCUACAACGGGAAGAAAUCCGUGGCCCACAACAUGACGAUGCCCAACAAACUGCUGAGGAUAACUGAAGACGGAACCCUCCUCUACACCAUGAGGUUGACGGUACGUGCUGAGUGCCCCAUGCAUUUGGAAGACUUCCCGAUGGAUGCUCACGCCUGCCCGCUAAAAUUCGGCAGUUACGCAUACACCACGUCAGAGGUGGUGUACAUCUGGACACACGGAGCAGCACAAUCAGUCGUUGUGGCUGAAGACGGUUCUCGGCUGAAUCAAUACGACUUAUUGGGACAAACUGUGGGCAAAGAUAUUAUUAAAUCCAGCACAGGGGAAUAUGUUGUCAUGACUGCACAUUUUCACCUGAAGAGGAAAAUCGGCUACUUUGUCAUUCAGACCUAUUUACCAUGUAUUAUGACGGUUAUUCUCUCACAAGUCUCAUUCUGGUUAAACAGAGAAUCUGUUCCUGCAAGAACUGUAUUUGGUGUCACAACUGUCCUAACAAUGACAACACUGAGUAUCAGUGCCAGGAACUCGCUGCCCAAAGUGGCAUACGCCACUGCCAUGGAUUGGUUCAUUGCUGUGUGUUAUGCCUUCGUAUUCUCCGCACUCAUAGAAUUCGCUACGGUCAACUACUUCACGAAGAGGAGUUGGGCCUGGGAUGGAAAAAGCCUCAUUCCUGAAAAGAAAAAGGAAAAGGAGUCUCUGAUGAAGAGGAACAACACCUACACGGCAACGUCAGCAAAUUUUGCUCCAAAUAUUGCCAAAGAUCCAGGCCUGGCAACCAUCGCCAAGAGUGCUGCCACGGAACCCAAAGAUCCCAAACCAGAACAGAAGCCGCCAGAGCCCAAGAAGACCUUCAACAGUGUCAGUAGGAUCGACAGACUGGCCAGAAUAGGAUUCCCAUUAAUGUUUGGGAUUUUCAACCUGGUCUAUUGGGCGACUUAUUUGAAUAGAGAGCCCGUUCUCCUAGAAGAGGACCAUAAUUGAAAACGUUUAAAAAAAAGCAAAAAGCAAAACAGAGUUCUUUGGAUUUCAAAAAAAAAUAUUUUUUAUUUACUGGGAAAUGUCAUGAAAUUUCUAGCAGAUUCCUGUUCCCCAUUCAAUUUGAUGCAUAGGCUGUUUCUUUCCUCCCCCCCACCCUCUCCCCCACCACCAAUGCAUAAACCAUGAAAGGUUUGUUUUCUGGUUAAACACAGAAAUAAACAAAUCUCUCACUAUCUCUUUCUAUAUAUAUGUAUAUAUAGAUAAGAUAAUAUAUACACAUUGUCAGUAAAAGCAAUCUAGUUAUGUCGCAAAGCUAACAUAACUGAAUUACUCACUGUAUAGGGACUUUUCUUAAAAAAGCAUGCCCAUGAACUGAUGAAAAUGUAGUUUAAACCUAUUCUUACCCUGGGGAGGAGAAGGGCAGUUAAAAUAGACUUAACAAUUUCUGGCACUUGCAGAAGUAGCUGGAAGCUUCUGUUACCACGAGUUGGGUAACGUUCCAAGACUUGCCGUUGUUCGCUUGGCAAGGCACUUUGUUUCCUUUCAGGCUCGUUCGAAACUGUAUGCGGAAGACAGCAGAAGACGGAAGCAGUUCAGUUGUUGAUCUUUGUCAUGAGAAGGUUGUAUACUAUUUUUUUUGCAAUAUAUUUUAUUUCAAGUAUUACGAGGACAAAAUUUAUGAGUAUGAGAAAAACAAUGUUUUAUUUAAAUAAACUAAACUCGGUAAUAGUUUGAUGUACGACACAUUCACCUUUUCUCCAGGACACCGGCAAGGUGCUAAGGUACUCGAAGGUUCUUGGGACUUGAAUGGUUAAUAACUUAAUGGUACGAUAUUAAAAAAUAUGGGGUCUACUGGUAUAUAACCAUUUCUCACCCAGGAAGGCCAAAAGCAUGAUUUGAAUUAGUUUAUCAAUAACCCUCUCCUUGUAGAGCAGAUUGUUGCCCGUUUGCAUUUUUCUUGGCUUAAAUGACAAGGGGAUUUCAGUUUACACCUUUUUUNAAUGUAGGCCUAGAAAAUGCGAAAUAUUUUAUAUUGUUAAACACUAUCUGAAUGUGACACCUAACAGGUUGGCAGGAUUCCCUGAAUUCAGAUUUCAGAGAUUCCACUUUAAGGCGGUUGGUGCAGUGGAGGAGGUUUAUCAGAGAAGUGAAAUCUAUUUCUAUCAAAUGCCCUGGACUGGGAAGGGUUAACGUUCCUGGAGGAGCCAUGCAAAUAAUUCUCGAAAAUGUCAGGGUUCACAAAAUGAUCUUAUUUUGUUGGCUAUGACUUGUUAAAUGUAGCUGAUGUUAUUUUUGAGGUCUUGUUUUUUUUCUUAUUGGACUUGUUAUUGGCAGAGGGGACUGAUGGUAACAAAAGCAUUCGCACUCCGACUGCUACUCCUGUUCAUUGCCAUACAAAUCCUUGUUUUUUGUAGAACGCACGCUCCUCUGUUAAUAACUUUGAAAUGAAUUUAUUGCUGACAUCAGGGUGACAAUGUGCACAUAGUUAUUGUUCAGCAACAUUUAAUGAGAUGGGGAUCAGGCAAUUUUGCCCAUUGGAAUUAUUUCUGUUUUCUAAACCAAUCGAAUUAUAACACAGCAUGAAUAUGCACAUCUCUUUAUAAUCAUUGGCAAUUGGAUCGACUCUUUUGUCGAGCUUAGAAACAGUGAGUUUCAUCAGGACGCACAUAAAAGCUCAUGUACAAGUACAUCAACCCACCAAUAGAUGAGGAAAGGUCAUCGGCAUCUUUCUGAAACAAUAUAGUCAUAAUAAACCAGUGAGUAUUGGAACCUUUUUUUGAGGCCAGUGGCAAUAUCCUGCAUUUAUUUUUCUAUAUAGUUUCCUCCCACAACCAGUGUUAAUAAUAUGCACAUUCAGCUUAUAUCACCUUUCCCGACCCUCAGUGCCAUUGACAUAUUCUCUAAAACAGCGACGGCUGAAUUGGCUAAAGAUCAAAGCGAUGUAAAUUGUUCAAUUUCUAUUCAAUGGGGAUAGAGUUGGCAUCAGGGCAGAGGGAGAUGUCAUUGGGCUGAGCAGGUCAUGUGCAUGGACCUAAAGGAAGAAAUGAGUUGGAGAUCUUCCUGUAUGUCCUUCUUUUCCCGUCACCAGCCUCAAUGACCAGUGAUGUCAUGGUCCAGUUUUAAUUCCAAUAAGACUCGUCUGGCACUGAGCACAGGGCAAUAUAUAUGGUGAUGGGGUUAGCACUGGGGCUUAGGCAAUAGCCAAUGUGGGUUAGUGACCACUUGGGGUCGAAGGAAGAUUUUGUCACCUAUCAGUGAGCCUGUCACUGCCACUGUGCUGGACAUUGCGUAGGAGUGAAAAGGUGGAACUUUAUUUUAGUUACAAUUGAGGCCAAAUCAUUGUCAUGCCAAAAGGGAUCUGUAAACCAAAAAGCUCGGACAGUUUGGCCAAUUGGUCAUAACAGACUGUAGUGUCUUCCAACUUAUUCAGGCCUAUCUAACGUUGACCCAUAGGCAGCGCGGAAAUGAUAUUUUCGGACUAUUGGUAACACACAAAACUCUUCAAAAAGCUGCCGAAAGACAGAAUGUGCCAGGCCCGAGAAACAUUGUGAGAUAAUAUUGUUCUUUCCUCCAUUUAAUGUCUUUAUCGAAUAAAAUGUGUUACAAAAAAUUAGCUUCUCUUUUCUAUAAGCCGUAAACUCCCUCUCUUGUGCAAGUGCCAAGGCAAACUGUGGUGCACCUCGAAUGAUACAGUGAUAUGAUUAUGUUUAGGUGAAUGGCAUCUGAUCGUUGGAAAGUAGAAACUUCUUCAUCAUUGAAGCUGCUUUAAGGCACAGUUAUUGCAACAGGCCCUGAAGGUUCUCUGAUCUGAGCAAACAGCCGAGAGUUACACUCCUGCUCUGUAUUCCUUUCACCCUGGGUAAGCCUUAAGCAAAGCAGAAUUCUGCACAUAAGAGCCACCGACAUGCACAGAGUGAGCUCUGCUCACUGAUACUUGCACUCAAGUUGAUUUUUAAUAUUAGUUGAGGAGCAGGUGACCCCCAUCUUCUCUCCCACUAACAUUAACAAUCUUCACUGCGGUCCAGAGGUCAAGCUGGAACUUAUUAAGGUGUCGAUGAAAGGGUGAAGGGUUUCUUUUGAACUGGCUGGUGUCGUACCCAAGUUAGGCAACUUCCUGGGUGCAGAAACCAUAAGAACUGUCACAACUAACGUAACUGGACACCAAAGCACUGUGCUGACAGACGGAACAUAGCGGCUUCCAAUAGACUACGCGAACACCACAAACUUCUUUACUAAACUGCUACGUAGCGUUUCCAGGAGGAUAUUCAUUUCUAAUUAACUUAAGAAAAAGUCAGCCAGUUAGUUAUUUGAUGGCAGGCGGUUGCUUUUUUUGACCCCUCUAAACUGAGGUUGCUGGGCUGGUUGCCCUCUUCACCAACACGGCCAUUUAAUCGGAGCUCCCUACAGAGUUUCCAGAACAAACGGUAGGAUGUGCAGUGUUGACAAUCGCAGACAACACCGUGUUUCUCCUUCCCAGGCCUUCCCAGGUUCGCAAUGAUGCCGAGGCUGAUGAGAUGCACAGAGAGUAAAAGCACUGGCUUUAAAUUGCUUUUUAUUUGUCUUCAGUAUCUAAACAGCGGGAGGGAAGAACACUGUGUUUGUGGUUCCCACACAGUGGUACCUUACUCUGGAAAAUAGGAUCCGUUUCAGUGAAAGAAAAUUGUGGUCGUCAGGCAGUUACCAAAAGACAGACAUUCUUGAAAAAUAAACUAAAAAAGUUAUUAAAAUUGAUGACAGGUAAAUGGCACAAGUAAUAAUAACUAUGUACAUAUCAACUUGCAUUGAUGGUGUCUUUUUUAAAUCAAGCUGUGAGUUACAAAUCCAGCACAAUGUAAUGUACUUCCAUCUCUCUCUCAUUCAGCGUAAGGAGAACGUAUCUUCUAGUGAACUGCUCCAUAAGGUCCAAAUAUUACAGACAAACUAUCUGGCCACUUACUGGUGACGCUCAGGUUCCCCUUAGGACUAUGUUCUGUACUUUAGCUGAUCACUGAUCAGAGAUGAUAUGAGAGCAGAUAUUUUAUGCCCCCUUGUGAUACUAUGAAGGGUUGCUCUCAAGGCCACAUGAGUUAACAGUCAGCCACCAUCCUCCACCAUCCCCACUGAUCAUUUCUAUGGGGAAGCACUUUGCAAUGUCACACUGUGGGCAGAUCUGCACAGUGUCUGAUUGUCUCCAGCCAGCUAUCAAGUACAAAACCGUAGCGACAAGUGCCUGAGAAGCAACAGUAAGUGCAAUGGAAUUUCCCUUCACAGCAUUUUCAAGUUAUGGUGCAAUCCAAUAAAAUAUACAUUUCCUUUUAUUAAAAAAUCCAGUUUGUAAGUACUACCCAAAUAUUUAUUUACAAAAAAAGUGUAUCUAUGUAGAUGAAUAAAGUGUUGAAGGAGGACUUAGAAGUAUAAGUGUUAUCUUAACAAAAUCAAGCUGACAAAAUCCCUCAUCUUCAUAACUGCCUUGUAUUUUAGCAAUAUUGCUGUAAGAAAAAAAAUAUACUUCAAAUGUAAGGGCUUCUAGUACAUGUGGAAAUAUAACUUUAAAUAACCUGUAUAGACAAAAUUGUAUAGAUUUGUUUCUUUUUUUUUUGGCUCCUUCAAGUUCCGUGUAAUACUUCUGAUUGCUCUUGCGGUUUAUUUCGUAGAUGGUUCUUAUUUUGGGAGAGCUCUAUGAUUUCCCACUGCGUACCUCACUGUUACUUGCCGAUGCUAUCAUGCGUUGUUUUGCACAUUGUUGUGAAUAUUCUACUGAAAUUUAAGUCAGCUUCUUUUGCUAUGCAAUAACUGCUUUGUAUCACUUCUCACUUCUCAGUUCUGUAGAUGUAAAUGUGAGUUGACAAAUAAUGUAUAGACUAAAAUACACUUUACCAAAAUUGAA
Molecule: messenger RNA, 6546 nt
Organism: Callorhinchus milii (elephant shark)
Lineage: Eukaryota; Metazoa; Chordata; Chondrichthyes; Chimaeriformes; Callorhinchidae
Product: gamma-aminobutyric acid type A receptor subunit alpha1
Exons: 12
Coding region: 321-1682 (453 amino acids)
Biological process (GO): synaptic transmission, GABAergic; nervous system process; gamma-aminobutyric acid signaling pathway
Cellular component (GO): postsynapse; GABA-A receptor complex; neuron projection
Molecular function (GO): transmitter-gated monoatomic ion channel activity involved in regulation of postsynaptic membrane potential; GABA-A receptor activity; inhibitory extracellular ligand-gated monoatomic ion channel activity
Source: RefSeq, a predicted model, not a curated record